Chrysemys picta bellii (western painted turtle) is the source of this 5614-nucleotide messenger RNA. The record is from RefSeq and is a predicted model, not a curated record. NCBI's taxonomy places the organism in Eukaryota, Metazoa, Chordata, Testudines, Emydidae.
AGGUAGAAGUGGACCUGGACAGCUACCAAACAGCUUUAGAAGAAGUACUCACAUGGCUUCUCUCUACUGAAGAUGCAUUACAAGCACAAGGAGAUAUAUCCAGUGAUGUAGAAGAAGUCAAAGAGCAGUUUCACACCCACUGAGGGCUUUAUGAUGGAAUUAACAGCUCACCAGGGACGUGUUGGUAAUGUUUUGCAAGUGGGGAGUCAACUUAUAACAGUUGGGAAGCUUUCAGAUGAUGAAGAAAAUGAAAUCCAAGAACAAAUGAAUCUGCUUAAUUCUCGUUGGGAAAGUCUCAGGGUAGCCAGCAUGGAAAAACAAAGCAACUUACAUAAAAUUCUCAUGGACCUGCAGAAUCAGCAGCUAACACAGUUAUCUGACUGGCUAGCAAAAACAGAAGAAAGGACAAAGAAAAUUGAGUCAGAGCCCCUGGGCCCUGAUCUAGAAGACUUAAAACAUCAAGUAGAAGAACACAAGGCACUUCAAGAAGACUUGGAACAGGAACAAGUCAGGGUGAAUUCCCUUACUCAUAUGGUAGUUGUGGUGGAUGAAAGUGGUGGAGAUAAAGCUACUGCUGCACUGGAAGAACAACUUCAGGAUCUGGGAGACCGGUGGGCAGCCAUUUGUAGAUGGACAGAGGAUCGCUGGGUCCUUCUACAGGAUAUUCUUCGGAAGUGGCAGCAAUUUGCUGAGGAGCAGUGCCUUUUCGAUUCAUGGCUUACAGAGAAAGAGGAUGCAGUGAGCAGGAUUCAUACAACUGGCUUUAAAGAUCAGAAUGAAAUGCUUGCCAGUCUGCAAAAGUUGGCUAUCUUAAAAGGAGAUCUAGAAAUGAAGAGACAAACAAUGGGUAAGCUGAGCUCACUCAUGCAGGACCUCCUGUCAGCAGUAAAGAAUAAAGCAGUGGCUCAAAAGCUGGAAGGUCGGCUGGAAAACUUUGCCCAGCGUUGGGAUAGGCUUGUGCAGAAGCUGGAGAGCAAUUCUAAGCAGAUUUCACAGGCUGUCACCGCCGCUCAAACAUCACUAACACAGACAACUGUAAUGGAAACUGUAACUAUGGUGACCACCAGAGAACAAAUCCUGGUUAAGCAUGCUAAAGAAGAACUCCCACCACCUCCACCACACAAGAAGAGGCAGAUCCUAGUGGAUUCAGAAAUUAGGAAGAGGUUUGACGUCGAUACAACAGAACUACACAGCUGGAUGACCCGCUCAGAAGCUGUACUUCAGAGCCCCGAGUUUGCAAUAUAUAGAAAAGAAGGCAACCUGUCAGACCUCAGAGAAAGAGUCAAUGCCAUCGAGCGAGAAAAGUCUGAGAAGUACAGGAAACUGCAAGACACCAGCAGAUCAGUGGAAGCCUUGGUGGAACAGAUGGUGAAUGAGGGUCUUAAUGCUGACAACAUCAAACAAGCCUCAGAGCAGUUGAACAGUCGCUGGAUUGAGUUCUGUCAGUUGCUGAGUGAGAGACUGGCGUGGCUGGAGUACCAAAAUAACAUCAUUGCCUUCUACUCCCAGCUGCAGCAACUGGAGCAGACAGCAAUUACUGCUGAAAACUGGCUGAAAGCACAACCUACACCAGCAGCAGAUCCUGCUACAGUAAAAAUACAGUUAGAAAAGUGCAAGGAUGAAGUCUCCCGGUUGUCAGCCCUUCAGCCUAAAAUUGUGCAGCUAAAGCUUCAAAGUAAAGCACUGAAAGAAAAAGAGCAAGGGCCAAUGUUCCUUGAUGCAGACCUUGUAGCUUUUACUAACCACUUCAAACAAGUUUUUGCUGAUGUACAGGCCAGAGAGAAACAGCUACAGACCAAUUUUGACAGUUUGCCUCCUGCACACUAUAAGGAGACCAUGAACACUAUCCUUUUGUGGAUCCAGCAGUCAGAGACCAAACUCUCCAUACCUCAGGUUAUUGUCACUGAAUAUGAGAUCAUGGAGCAGAGACUCAGGGAGCUAAAGGCUUUGCAAAGCUCUCUACAUGAGCAACAAAAUGGCCUAAACUAUCUUAGCACAACUGUGGAAGAAAUGUCCAGGAAAGCCCCUGCAGAGCUCAGCCAGAAAUAUCGAUCUGAAAUUGAGGGGAUCCUUAGCCGCUGGAAGAAGUUAUCAGCUCAGCUGGUAGACCGUUGCCAAAAACAUGAGGACCUGAUGACUAAGCUCCAGCAGUUUCAGAAUGACACUAAAACCCUGAAGAAAUGGAUGGCUGAAGUGGAUGCUUUUCUGAAGGAAGAGUGGCCUGCCCUUGGUGACUCAGAAGCGCUGGAAAAACAGCUUGAACAAUGUACAGCCUUAGUAAAUGAUAUCCAGACAAUCCAGCCCAGUUUGAACAGUAUUAAUGAGGUUGGGAAGAAAAUGAAGAAUGAAGCAGAGCCAGAAUUUGCUUCCAGAAUACAGACAGAACUAAAAGAACUCAAUGCGCAAUGGGAACACAUUUGCCAACAGGCCUAUGCUAAGAAGGCAGCACUAAAAGGUGGUUUGGAUAAGACUGUUAGUCUUCGAAAGGAUUUGUCAGAGAUGCAUGAAUGGAUAACACAAGCUGAAGAAGAAUACCUGGAGAGGGAUUUUGAGUAUAAAACACCAGAUGAAUUACAGAAAGCGGUUGAGGAACUGAAGAGAGCAAAAGAGGAGGCCACACAGAAAGAGGUGAAGGUGAAGCUACUCACAGACUCUGUGAAUAAUUUUAUAGCAAGAGCUCCACCUGCAGCUCACGAAGCCUUAGAAAAGGAACUUGACAUAUUAAUUACAAACUACCAGCGGCUCUGCAGCAGGCUAAAUGGAAAGUGCAAAACUCUGGAGGAGGUAUGGUCAUGUUGGCGUGAGUUAUUGUCCUACUUGGAUGCAGAAGAUAAAUGGUUGAAUGAGAUGGAGCUGAAACUCAGGGCAACUGAAAAUAUCCAAGGAGGUGCAGAAGAGAUCUCAGAGGCACUAGACUCUUUGGAAAGCUUAAUGCGACAUCCAGAAGAUAACCGCAAUCAGAUUCGGGAGCUGGCGCAGACUUUAACUGAUGGUGGAGUCUUGGAUGAGUUGAUCAAUGAAAAACUGGAGAAAUUCAGUACUCGAUGGGAAGAGCUGCAACAGGAGGCUGUGAGAAGACAAAAGGUUCUUGAACAGAGUAUCCAGUCUGCCCAGGAAAUUGACAAAACCCUUCGCUUGAUCCAAGAGUCUCUUGCCUUCAUUGACAGACAAUUAGCAGCCUACAUUGCAGAGAGAGUUGAUGCUGCACAAGUCCCUCAGGAAGCACAAAAAAUACAAUCUGAUUUGACAAGCCAUGAGAUCAGUUUGGAAGAAAUGAAAAAACGAAGCCAGGGUAAGGAUGCUGCCAAAAGAGUUUUCUCCCAAAUUGAUGUUGCACAGAAAAAACUACAAGACGUCUCCAUGAAGUUCCGCUUGUUCCAGAAGCCAGCCAAUUUUGAGCAGCGUCUACAGGAAUGUAAAAGAAUUUUAGAUGAAGUAAAAUUGCAGGUGCCCAAGUUGGAGAUGAAGAGCGUAGAGCAGGAGGUAGUGCAGUCACAGUUGGAUCAUUGCAUGAAAUUGUAUAAAAGCUUGAGUGAGGUGAAGUCUGAAGUGGAAACAGUGAUAAAAACUGGACGUCAGAUUGUUCAGAAACAACAGACAGAGAACCCCAAAGAACUGGAUGAAAGACUUACAGCUCUGAAGCUGCAAUAUAAUGAAUUGGGCGCUCUGGUGACAGAAAAAAAACAAGAGUUAGAGAAAUGUUUGAAAUUGUCCCGGAAGCUACGAAAGGAAAUGAAUGCUCUGACAGAGUGGCUGGCAGUGACAGAUGCAGAAUUGACAAAGAGAUCAGCGGUGGAGGGAAUGCCUACUAAUUUGGAUGCUGAAGUUGCCUGGGGCAAGGCAACACAGAAGGAGAUUGAAAAACGCCAGCUCCAUCUAAAGAGCAUCAGUGAUCUAGGAGAGGGUUUGAGGACGGUGCUUAAGGAAAAAGAAGGUCUAGUGGAUGAUAAGCUCAGCCUUCAGAAAAGUAACUGGAUAGCAGUAACUUCACGAGCUGAGGAGUGGUUCAACCUAUUGUUGGAAUAUCAAAAGCAAAUUGAGACAUUUGAUCAGAAUGUAGCUAACAUCACAACCUGGAUGUAUCGUUCGGAAAUAUUAUUGGAUGAAUCUGAAAAACAAAAAUCUCAGCAAAAAGAGGAAGUUCUUAAGCGCUUAAAGGCUGAGCUGAAUGAUAUGCGUCCAAAGGUGGACUCUGUGCGUGACCAGGCAGUAGACUUGAUGACAAACCGUGGAGAUCACUGCAGAAAAGUAAUAGAGCCUAAAGUGUCAGAGCUCAACCAGCGAUUUGCAGCUAUAUCACAAAGAAUUAAGAGUGGAAAGCCUUUCAUUCCUUUGAAGGAAUUGGAGCAGUUUAACUUUGAUAUGCAAAAAUUGCUUGAACCACUGGAGGCUGAAAUUCAGCAAGGGGUGAAUCUGAAAGAGGAAGACUUCAAUAAAGAUAUGAGUGAAGACAAUGAGGGUACUGUAAAAGAAUUGCUGCAAAGGGGAGACACUCUACAGCAAAGCAUCACAGAUGAAAGAAAACGAGAGGAAAUAAAGAUAAAGCAACAGCUGUUGCAGACUAAACAUAAUGCUCUCAAGGAUUUGAGGUCUCAAAGAAGAAAAAAGGCUUUAGAGAUUUCUCAUCAGUGGUAUCAGUACAAGAGGCAGGCUGAUGACCUAUUGAAAUGGUUGGAUGACAUUGAGAAAAAGUUAGCCAGUCUACCAGACCCCAAAGAUGAACAGAAGCUAAAGGAAAUUGAUGGAGAAUUGGAGAAGAAGAAAGAAGAUCUGAAUGCGGUGCACAGGCAAGCUGAUCGCUUGUCUAAGAAUGGGGCUGCAAAAGCAGUGGAGCCAACCCUGAUACAGCUCAGCAAGCGCUGGCGAGAUAUUGAGAGCAAAUUUGCUCAGUUUCGAAGACUCAACUAUGCACAAAUUCAAACAGUUUAUGAAGAGACAACAGAUGUGGUGACUGAAGGUAUGACUGUGGAAACCACUUAUGUGCCUUCUGCAUACCUGGCAGAGAUCCUUCGACUCCUGCAAGCCUUGUCUGAAGUGGAAGACCUCCUUAACUCUCCUGAUCUGCAGGGUAGGGACUGUGAGGAUCUCUUCAAACAAGAAGAGUGUCUCAAGAAAGUUAAAGAUCGCCUGGGGAGCUUCUCAGGUCAGAUUGAGGUGAUUCGCAGCAAGAAGACAUCAGCUUUGCAAAGUGCCACACCUGGGGAAGCUGCAAAGAUACAGGAAAAGCUGACUCAGCUUAACUUCCAAUGGGAAAAAGUUAACAAGCUGUACAGGGACCGACAGGCACGCUUUGACAGAGCUGUGAAGAAGUGGCAGUGUUUCCACCAUGACAUGAAGAAUUUUAGUCAGUGGCUAACUGACACAGAACAGAAUUUGGCUAGAGCACAAACAGGUACCAGGGACCCAGAUCAAGCCAAAAUAAAGCAGUACCUCAAGAAGAGAUGGGUUGAAAUAAGACGAAGGUUUCUGACCGUCAGAGGGGUGAAAUAUUGGAACAGCCUUCCGAGGGAAACGGUGGGGGCGAAGGACCUGUCUGGUUUCAAGAUUAAGUUAGAUAAGUUUAUGGAGGGAAUGGUUUAAUGGAAAAGCAUGAUUUUAGCCAAAUCGAAUACCG